Helianthus annuus (common sunflower) is the source of this 724-nucleotide messenger RNA. RefSeq lists its product as uncharacterized. The record is from RefSeq and is a predicted model, not a curated record. The transcript is spliced from 2 exons. Bases 191 to 550 code for a protein of 119 amino acids. NCBI's taxonomy places the organism in Eukaryota, Viridiplantae, Streptophyta, Magnoliopsida, Asterales, Asteraceae.
AAAAACCACCCCAUUUCACUUCCAUUUUUAUAAAUACUCACAUCUUUAACCCCUUUUUUCACAAUUUUUCACCCACUACCACCCCAUCUCUCUCACAUUUUAUAAACCACUCUUCCCUUUUUAUAAAAAAUAAUCAUAUUUUGUACCAUUUUUUACUCGCUACCACCCCAUAUCUCGCUAAAAAAUUAUCAUGGCUUCACCCGUUUCUUCAAUUUCUUCAAUUUCUUCUAUGUCUUCAUCGUCUUCGUCCGAGUGGUAUUCAUCGUCUUCGGAAGAGGAUGCUAUUAUGCACAACAUGAUUAUGAACGCGGCUGAGGUGUUCAUGGCGGCCGAUGAAGGGUCGUCCCAACGGCUAACUAGACGAGAAAAAUAUAACCGAGACCAAGAAGCCGGCCACGAUAAACUAGUAGCCGAUUAUUUUGCCGACGAACCCGUGUACCCAGCCGAGAUUUUUCGACGUCGUUUCCGCAUGAGUCGUCCACUGUUCUUACGUAUUGCAGGCGACAUGGCGCUGUCUGAUCCGUUUUAUUCAAAUUUCUGUUCCAGUUAGUGAGGAACAACAAGAUUUGAACGCCUUCGCUCUACGUAACGAGUACACACAUCACAACCUACAAGCGGACUUGGUGGAGUACAUUUGGAACAACGCUCAAAACGAACCCGCCCACCACAUGGAAGACGAAGACUAGUAGCUUAUUUUAAUAUGUUAGGAUAUUUUUAAGUUUUU